GUCGUUCGGUCGUUCGACGGUCGGGCCAACGACGGUCGACGACGCACGAGCUCGACGCGGCCUGCGUUUGUACGCUCACCGCGACGCGACGCUUCACGCUCCACACUCUCCACAGUCCACACCGAAGCGCGCUCUUGCAAAUUCCGCAUUCGGCUUUGGACCGUCUGAGGAGCGCGCGCUUGACUCGUUAGUUUAAACAUACACAACCUACACCAACACUGACGUCAUUGAACCGCUCUAGAAAAUAAGAAUAAUCGUCAACACCAAUUAUGAUAGGAGAAGAAGAACGCGUGCAUCAGUGUAAAGAAUGCGGGCUGACGCUGUCGACACGCAGUGCUCUUACGGCUCACACCAGAUCCCAUCGGGCCGCGGCCGACGCCCACAGGUGUGACGUGUGCCACAAGACCUUCGCUGUUCCCGCUCGUCUGGUGCGCCACUACAGGACCCACACUGGUGAACGGCCUUUCGAAUGUGAAUAUUGCCACAAAAUGUUCAGUGUCAAAGAAAACCUCCAAGUGCAUCGACGAAUACAUACUAAGGAGAGACCUUAUCGGUGUGGGGUAUGCGGAGCGGCAUUCGAGCACUCCGGAAAACUUCAUCGCCAUGCUAGGAUUCAUACCGGCGAAAGGCCCCACGCUUGUCCUCACUGCCACAAAACAUUCAUUCAGUCUGGGCAGCUAGUAAUUCAUUUACGAACCCACACAGGUGAAAAGCCUUAUCGGUGUCCCGCUCCGGGCUGUGGCAAGGGAUUCACGUGCUCCAAGCAACUCAAAGUGCACUCGCGCACGCAUACAGGUGAAAGGCCUUACACUUGCGAUAUUUGUUCCCGUGACUUUGGGUACAAUCACGUGCUGAAACUGCAUCGUUUCCAACACUACGGUGAAAGAUGCUAUCGGUGUACUGUAUGCGAUGGCACAUUCAACACCAAGAAACAAAUGGAGGCUCACAUAUACAAAGAACACGGAACUAAGGCACCCAAAUCUGCACCAACCCAAUAUAAUAAUUUAGCUAUGAACAGCAAUGUAAUGUGUGAUAUCGUGGAGGCGGCGCUGCAGCAGCUUCCCCCGACCCCUCCUGGGUCUCCGCCGUCCCCCUGUCCGCCAGCGCUUGUACCGGCUCCUGCUCCACCCGCACCUGUUAUGAGUUUUCCGACUCCAUCGCCAUCUCCUCCUACGAUCACCCAGCAAUAUAGGUUUGAGCCAUCUUCUCUCCCACCGAGGAAACGCAAACUUAUUCCUCAUUUUGAGCCUGAAAGUGCACCUAUUACAGCCCCCGUUGUUCGACACACGUCUGUGAUACAAUUUGCUCCUGCAGCUCCCGAUUUAUCUUAGCAUUUUUGAAGGUCUCUAUUUUAAUAUUAUAAUUAUUA
Molecule: messenger RNA, 1369 nt
Organism: Aricia agestis (brown argus)
Lineage: Eukaryota; Metazoa; Arthropoda; Insecta; Lepidoptera; Lycaenidae
Gene: Kr-h1
Product: Krueppel homolog 1-like
Exons: 3
Coding region: 270-1331 (353 amino acids)
Source: RefSeq, a predicted model, not a curated record